AGUGAUAAAGAUGAAUGUUUCUCGCGUAUGUCAUCAAGUGUUCAAGGAGAUCAGCCAUAUGAUCGAAAAGUAUGGCAUUUACCGACCGUGUUCGCUUUCCUUACAACAAUUGGUUGAUUUUGCGAGAACUGGCGAUCAGAAGGAGUCGUUCCUUUUUAUGAAAAAGGAGCUGCUUGUGCGACUAGCGAACACGAUGAAGGAAAUCGAACUGCUUCCAGAGCCAUUGUUGAACACGCUUUCGUUGAAGAUUGUUAACGGCUGGUUCAUACAGAGCUUUUGCGACUUGCUAAAGUUCGAUAAAAUGGACACAACAGAAGAAAACUUUCUCAUAAUAAGCAAAAAUUUAAUAUUCGGCAAAGGGCUUAUGGAAUUGAAAAACAGCUGCGGCAGCAAUUUUUUGAACUCGAAGAACAUGCAGUACUUUCUUAACCGGUUUUAUCUCAUGCGGAUCAGCAACCGAAUGCUCAUGAACCAACACAUUAUGCGAUUUGCCAAGCUGUCGACCUUCGCCAAGCACGAAGUCGACCGUAUAAAAACGAAUCUGGAUGUUGUACCUUUGAUUGAAGAUGCAUUUGAGGAUGCUCGAUUUUUAUGUGAGCAGAGUUACCUAACAUCACCGAACUUAAAGAUUCACCAAAUUAAUAUACGUCGUUUAGCGAUAUCUCCGGGCGAGAGCAUUUCCAUGGCUUAUGUGCCUUCGCACUUGUAUCAUAUAAUGUUUGAACUGUUCAAGAAUGCUAUGCGAGCUGUGAUUGAGUUCCACGGCUCACACAACAGCGAACACGAUUUACCCCCAAUUCAGGUGCUGAUCGUGAAAAGCCAUGAAGAUUUAUCUCUGAAGGCAAGUCGUUUUUUUGUUCCUUAAUA
Soboliphyme baturini is the source of this 867-nucleotide messenger RNA. The record is from the annotation of a GenBank genome assembly. Lineage: Eukaryota; Metazoa; Nematoda; Enoplea; Dioctophymatida; Soboliphymatidae.